Molecule: messenger RNA, 1191 nt
Organism: Trichoderma virens Gv29-8
Lineage: Eukaryota; Fungi; Ascomycota; Sordariomycetes; Hypocreales; Hypocreaceae
Exons: 2
Coding region: 1-1191 (396 amino acids)
Source: RefSeq, a predicted model, not a curated record
AUGUCAAAGACAGCUGCUCUUGUAUCCGAGGGUAAGUUUGCCUUUACCAACGGCUUCUUCUUCGCGGAGGCAUCCGAUCAUCGGCACCGACGGGCGACUCAAGAGGAACUAAGAACCCAUUUCGCGUCCGGUAGUGAUAAAGAUUACACUGCCCAUUGGUUUGAGGCACAGCUCAUCCACUAUGGACUCCAGCCAUCAAAGGUGAAGUCUAACAAGUUGAAGAAAGAAUGGACGAAACGGGACAGGGCAGAAAAAAAAGCAGCAAAGAAUGUGAGUUCGACCGCGGUGCCUCAGGUUGAGGCCACGGAAAAGUCAACUAGAAAAAGAAAAGCAGAUGUCACGGUCAAUGUGACCAUCAAUGCAAAUCAUCUGGGGAACACCGCUUCAUCAGCGCCAAUAGCAAAUGAAUUCAAGAGAGCUAAGGCAUCAAAAUCAUCAGAAAAUGGCUCUGCACCAAUGCCGCCUCGGUUUACGAUGAGACAGACGGCACGUCGUGGCGGUAGCUCACAAAGUUCGAGGCGCCCAGAACCUGUGACACGCACUUCUCCUGCUCCGGCUCCUCCAAUUAGUUACAUGGCCAGACGUGGUUCUCUUUCUGUUUCACAUGGUCGUGUUCAAUCCUCACGAGCUCAAAGCGAUGUAUAUAGUGAUUACACACAUGUGGACUCCUUCGAUGAGCCACCUCCGCCGUACAAGGAUUAUUGUGAGGACAGCAGUCGUUAUGAUGGAACGGCUAGCCUCUUACCCCUUGGCCUCCUAAAUAGUCGAUACGAUAUCAGCUCUCCCUACGUCGAAUCUCAAUGGCCUCGGUAUGCCUCGGAGCUCAGUCUUGUGUUUACUAUCGCUGGCUCUAGCUUAUGGGGAAGAUUUGACUUCGGCAUCAUUGAGGGGGUGCUAUACUUUGAAGAGCGGCCGUGGAGCUCUUCUUAUGAUAGCAUUCCAUUCUUUUGGCGCGGCCGUGAGGCCGAAGGCCCUAUUUCAUAUGACGAUGAGAAUAAUAGAGGCUGGAUAAAGUUUCUUGGUGAUGGUCGUAUCGAAGGAUGGAUUGAUCACCAAGGGGUCCAAUUCGAGGGCCAGCGACUACCAGGUCAAGGCACUAGGAGCGAAAUUGAUGCAAGCACUAUGCAGAAUGAAUGGGAUCUGUAUACUGAAGAAGAGUACAAUCGGCUGAAUGAAGCACGCUGGAGAUAA